This is a messenger RNA of Pochonia chlamydosporia 170, 285 nucleotides long. RefSeq lists its product as hypothetical. The record is from RefSeq and is a predicted model, not a curated record. NCBI's taxonomy places the organism in Eukaryota, Fungi, Ascomycota, Sordariomycetes, Hypocreales, Clavicipitaceae. The transcript has a single exon. Bases 1 to 285 code for a protein of 94 amino acids.
AUGCUCCUCUCAAAGGGAAUCAGACUUGAGGAUGGUGAUGAGAAGCGCGGUCGUGGAAGCCGAUGCUUGAGUGCCAUUGUUUCCUUUCCGUGCGUAGUUUUCGCAUCGCUUGCGAAGGCCCUUACGCUAUGUUGCUCUUGUACAAAACAUACAGAUGACCAAGUUGACGAUGACUGCGAAACACUGCUCGACGGACGACCGGUUCGGUUUCCGAGACACGCUGCUUCGUCUUUCUUACGGACAGGCACGCCACGAAAGAUGCGCGAGGCAAAUGAUAUUCUAUAA